Messenger RNA from Chlorocebus sabaeus (green monkey), 1226 nucleotides. RefSeq names its product probable E3 ubiquitin-protein ligase RNF144A-A. Lineage: Eukaryota; Metazoa; Chordata; Mammalia; Primates; Cercopithecidae. Gene Ontology annotation, molecular function: zinc ion binding. The record is from RefSeq and is a predicted model, not a curated record.
GGGUGGGUAGGGGUGGGGCUGGAGCCUGAGCUGCUGGCUGCUCCUGCCAGCUGUGGAGAGUGCAAGGCCAGACCGCAGCCCCAGGGCCCCCAAGCCAGCUCCCCAUGAGCCACAGCGCCCCUGAGCCCCCGCUCAAGUUCGUGCAGGGCAAAGAUGAGAUAACUGACACAGGACUGAGGAAGGAGCCUGGGAUCCCCAGAACCUGGGCUUCCCAGAACCCCAGACACCUGGGACCACGGCGACUGGAGUUGGGGGACCAGGAGAGGGUGGUGAGAGGGGACGAGUAUGACGGUGUGGACAGGGUGGAGAUGAGCUGUGGGCACGCAGUGGACCCAGAGAACCUGAAGCUCUGGUGCCUCCAGCUGAUAAAACAGGGCAAGUACACACUCCACUGCCCCGCGGAAGUCAAGGGGAAGAAGUGUGGGGCCCAGUGGCUCUACCCGGAGGUACGCCGCUGCACCCAGCUGAGCGACUCUGAGCAGCAGGAGUUCGAGCAAGGGCUUGCCCAGGCUGCAAUGAGACGCUACUGCAACCUGAAAGUGUGCCCAGGCUGCAGGAGCCUCGUGGAGCGGAAGGAUCCAGCCGAGCUUCGGGUGCAUUGCACAGUCUGUUGCACCAUACGGGGUGUGCCCUACGACUUCUGCUGGCAGUGCAUGCAGGCCUGGAAAGGGCCUAUGUUGUCUUCGAACUGUUGUGGCAAUGAGGACUGCAGGGACCCGAUCCUGCACAUCCUCGCCACCUGUGCCACCAAGGACCUCCCAGACAGCUCGAUCCAAGGUUGCCCUUCCAUCCGGGCCUGCCCCGAGUGCGGGCUGCUCAUCGAGCACAAGGAGCGCUGCAAGUACGUGACGUGCUCCCGGUGUGACACGAAGUUCUGCUUCGCCUGCCUGGAGACGGCUCAGGCCUGCGAGGCUGCCAAGCCAGCCAGCUGGUUUAAGCAGUGUUCCAAGCCACUGGCCCCACGGCAAAGCCACGUUCCUGUGUGGAGCCCGUACCAACAGAGAUUGCUGUUGCAAGGCCAGCUUCUCGAGUUGGAAGCCUUUCGACCGAGAGUUGUUUUUGCCCAGCAGCCGGCGGCGAACGAGGGGAGAUGUUUGAUUUUAUGAAUAGCAUAAAGCAGGCUCUACUCAGUGCUCCCACCUCCGCCUUUCCUGCCUCAGCCUGAAACGUCCUUCCCCUGCCUUGUGUCACCAGCCCUUUCAGAAACAGAGCUGCUGUGAGGAGUU